UGUGACUGUGCCAUGAUGUAAUUUUAAAGAAUGAUAGCUUUAGGUAUGCUGAUUUUUAAAUUUUGUUCAAAAAUUACAGCUAAUUUCUUGGAUUUUUAACGCAAUUUUGUGACGGUUUAAGAACCAUUUUCCCAAUUUUUGACUUUUCAUCUUACAAAAUGCCACAGUUUACAUGCAUCAUCUGUCAAAACUAUCACUUUUGACAUGUUUCAAAAUCAAAAUCUCGUCAAGAAAUGACCAUCACCAAUGAAGCCCAAACGUUCCGGUGUCAGUCGCGUCGAGAAUGUGGGGCCGAGCACAGCUGCUCGUGCUGCUGACCGCUCUCUCGGCCUACGGAGACGACGUCCAAUCCGACGACAGCCAGCUGCGCGUCGGCCGCUCCGUCGACAUUUUCACCCGCUACGGAUAUCUCAGCCUGAGUAUGAAAGUUGUCCCGCGAAACGAUUCCAAUUUCCUCUUCAGAGAGCCCACUAUCGACGUCUUCGACGACCUAGACCGCUACGUUGUGCACCCGGUGAAAGUGCCGAAAAAGCAGCGGCGGGUUUUCGUAGGCGAUUUCCACAUGGAGUUUUGCGAUAAUGUGAAACAACUAGUGCAGGCGUAUUUCAGGGAUUUCAGCUUCGAGAGGCUGGAGAAUACUUGGAGGGCCUUCACAGCGAGUUGGUCGCCGGAGACGCUGGCCAAGAAUCUAGGAAUUAAUUCGUCGUUUGUUCAGAAGGAACAUUGUUAUGUGUUAGUGAGGUUGGCGAGGUUUAGGGAUAGUGUCAAGUUGAGCAAAAUACCGAAUAAUGUUAAUUUGAUGGACGUGGUGGCGAGGGAGAUUGAUAAAAUCCAAGUUGGUGAUGUGAGCAGUGUUUUGAAGUUUAUAAGAAAGUAUGGCUCGCAUUUUAUCGAGUCAUAUGUUACUGGAAAUGCACUUUAUCAGGUGUUCGUCUUCCGGCGCUCCAUCUACUUACAAAUCAAGGAGCGCCUCAAAACGCAGGGCAUCUCCCACUUGGAUAAGCUGGAGCUUGGACAGUACUUCAGUCCCUGGUUUGCCGAACACAUGGGUCAGAUCAAAGUCGCCAGCGGCAACCACACCGUCGAGGAUUGGGCCGCCGCCAAACUCCGCGUUCAUUAUUACAUUUUCACCUAUCCGACCCUUCUCAAAAUCCACGGCGAUACUCAACUCCUCACCGUCCUUAACGACCUCCUCCAGAACGAGGCCAUCCUCCAAAUGGGCAUGAAGACCCUGGCACCGGCGUUCAAGGAUCCAGCCAAACGUACAUUCUUCAUCGAAGUGUUGGACAAUUUUUUGAAAUUGUGGGAGAGCAAUUUGUAGUGCAUCCUGUUUUUUGUGAUAAUACGUUGUGAUAAAGACGCCCGCGGAGAGGAAGGACUUUUCCAUUGAUUAGUUUUUUGCGGAUUCGAGAGUGAUACACAAAUGGGUUGUUUUUUGGAAUGAGGCGAUUUACACAUCAUUAUCGAUAACGAGCAAUAUUUAUUUUUAUACUCUAAAGUAUAUUUUAUACUCUAAACCAAAUAUGUAAAGUUUUGUAAAAACUAUAAAUAUAUAAGACAACGAAAUGAUCAAAAAAUGUUUUAUUGUUUACAAUUAAUUUUUGAAUAAAUUUAAAAGUUUAAUAAAUUACAGGUUCCUACACCAACUCUCAUUCUGAAUAACAAACAAGUGUGAACUACAAUCAAUCAUAUUUAUUAAAAAUUGACAUUUGGACACCUGCUUGAAGAUCUCUAUUUACUUUUUUACCAUUCACAACCAUCACAAGAGGUGUCUCGACUCGUAUUAAACGAAACUUGUAUUCCUGCAAACAAAAAAAUUACAAAAGUCAUCUGGCUAAAAAUCUCAUACAAACAUUAUCUUUAUACGUAAAAUUCACGUCAGACACAUAAGGUUCGGGAAUUGCCACUGAAUUACCGAUAAUAACACCUUUACCGUCAGCCAAAUUAAAAACUGUUACUACGACGCAAGUUCCUAAUUUAUCCACCAAACACAAUGUACUAAAAUAAAUUAUUUUAUUAUUGUAAAUUAUAUGAAAAAUAAAUUCAUUACAAAGGAACUGAA
Molecule: messenger RNA, 2062 nt
Organism: Tribolium madens (black flour beetle)
Lineage: Eukaryota; Metazoa; Arthropoda; Insecta; Coleoptera; Tenebrionidae
Gene: tsl
Product: torso-like protein
Exons: 3
Coding region: 284-1321 (345 amino acids)
Source: RefSeq, a predicted model, not a curated record